Molecule: messenger RNA, 533 nt
Organism: Meleagris gallopavo (turkey)
Lineage: Eukaryota; Metazoa; Chordata; Aves; Galliformes; Phasianidae
Source: RefSeq, a predicted model, not a curated record
CCAGCGCUACUGCGUGUGUAACGCGGCCCUGCUGCGCCAGUUCCGCAACCCGGACACCAUCUUCAUCCUGGCCUUCGCCAUCAUCCUCCUCAACACCGACAUGUACAGCCCCAGCGUGAAGGCGGAGCGCAAGAUGAAGCUGGAGGACUUCAUCAAGAACCUCCGAGGGGUGGACAAUGGGGAGGACAUCCCACGAGACAUGCUGGUGGGCAUCUACCAGCGGAUCCAGAGCCGGGAGCUGCGCACCAACGACGACCACGUCUCCCAGGUUCAGGCUGUCGAGAGGAUGAUCGUCGGCAAGAAGCCGGUGCUGUCCCUCCCCCACCGCCGCCUGGUCUGCUGCUGCCAACUCUACGAAGUCCCCGACCCCAACCGCCCCCAACGUUUGGGGUUGCACCAACGCGAGGUUUUCCUCUUCAACGACCUCCUGGUGGUGACGAAGAUCUUCCAGAAGAAGAAGAUCCUGGUGACCUACAGCUUCCGUCAGAGCUUCCCCCUCGUCGAGAUGCACAUGCAGCUCUUCCAGAACGCCU